CUGCGACCGUUUAUCAAAACAGAAGAGUUCCGAACUUUUGUUUGGUUUUGUGGGAGGCCAAAGGAUUUGAAACAAUGGCGUAUUUUAUUUUAGACAUUCUCUGAGCUUCGCGGCACUUGUUAUUUCUCCACAGUCCCGUCGACUGUUUACUUUUUAAAAGCAAUGGACGCCGAGGGCCCGGAGGCCCUGAGUGACCUCUGUUUGACUCAGGUGUGCUGCAGCCUGGACGCUCUGUGCAGCAGGCGAGCAGAUGGCUCCAUGUGCCUCAGCUGGGCCCCGGUCUUCCCACAGGAGAUGGCUGACCAGUUACUACGUAAGAUGGGGACUAAAGGCAUCCUCAGUGACACAACUGUUGGGAUUUUCCGCAACUGCAAAGAGCUCCGCCUGCGCCGAGCCUCCAUCCGCUUCUGUUCAGUGUCUGCAGAAGCUUUUCGCCUGGCCCUCUGCCCUCACCGGCUCCAGGAACUAGAUGCCUCCUGGGUCUCUGGGGGCCUCACUGGGGCUGACAUCGUCUCUGGCCUGGCAUCCAACCUCGAGUGCAGAUCCAGCCUGCAGAGGCUGUCCAUCAGUGGGCUCCAUCUGGACUGGGAGUCUCUGAUGGAGGAUGGAGGGACCCGUGUGGGCUUCAGCUCCCUGCAGGGCUUGAGGACACUCAACCUCGCCAAUACAGACCUGACCGAUGCUGCCCUCGAGGACAUCUGCUCUCUCCCUCAGCUGGAGAGCCUGGAUAUCUCCUGCAGUGCCGUCUCAAAGCUUACCGCACUCCUCGAUUGCAAGAGCACCCUGAAAUCUCUUAUCGCCCACCGGCUGCGACAGCUGGAUAUGUCGCCAGCCAGGUUGUUCUUUGUUUUCAGCCAGCUUCAUGCUCUCAGGCAUCUAGACUUUUCAGAUGACCACAUAACUGUGGAUGACAGCGACGGGAGAGAUGGGGACGAGACAGUGCGGCAGCUUCUGGAGGGGAGCCCCCAGGUCCUCCCCUCACUUGUUUCUUUAGAUAUCUCUGGACGGAAGAGAAUAUCCGAAGCAGCGGUCAGAGCGUUCGUGGAGGCCAGAGCUGGACUGGUCUUCAUGGGCCUGCUAGCCACCGGGGCUAGCUCCAGUGAUGUCCUUACCUCACAGAAAACUCUUAAAGUAACUGGAGAGGCUAAUGAGAACCAGGUGUGUGAGGCCCUGAGAAGGUACAGAGACCGCGAGUGUUUCAUACGAGAGGCCCUCAUCCAUCUCUACAAUCUCAUCACCGACACUGACAAACCACGACCUGAUAUGCUAAAGCUGGUGCUGAGCGGGAUGCAGAGCCACCCCACCUCCCUGCACGUCCACCUGGUGGCCACAGCGUGUGUGUUCCACCUGACCACUCAGGACCUGGCGGAGGCAAUGCCCGUCAGCCUGCUCAGCUCCACCGUCACCCAGCUGCUGUACGCCAUGAAGACCUUCCCCAACCACCAGCAGGUGCAAAAGAAUUGCCUGCUGGCGCUCUGCAGUGACUACAUCCUUCAGGAUGUCCCUUUUGACAAGUAUUUAGCAGCCAUGCUGGUGAUUAACUGGCUGAGCAGCCAUGAGGAGCCCACCCUCCAGAGGAUGGCUGUGGCUGUCAUCUCCAUUCUGGUGGCCAAGCUGUCGACUGAGGAGACUGCUCAGCUCGGCGAGGACGUCCAUAUUAUGAAGCAGCUGCUGGCUCUCGUGCAGCAGAAAGCCAUGGUUGGAGUGGUGGACUCCACUCUGAAGUUCGCCCUGAGCGCCCUGUGGAACCUGACGGAUGAAAUGCCCUCCGCCGCUCGCAAUUUCAUCGAGUGCCAGGGCCUGGAGCUGUACGAGGAGGUUCUGGAGUCCUACUACGGUGAGCCUUCCGUUCAGCAGAAACUUCUUGGCCUGCUGAACAACAUAGCAGAGGUGGAGGCGCUACAGGCCAACCUGUUGGAGGAGGACCUGCUGGAGCACAUCCUCAGCCUGCUGCAGGAUGCCCAGGUGGAGGUGGGGGUCCGUUACUUUGCGGGGGGGAUCCUGGCACAGCUCGCCUCCAGACCUGAGGCCUGGACACUGGGCGACGAGCUCCUCAGCACCAUACUGAAGCAACUGCAUGCCUCCAUAAUGACGUGGACACAUCUGGAGAGAGAAAUGGUCUCCUAUAGGUCAUUCCAUCCAUUCUACCCUCUGCUUCAGACUGGUCAGCCGUCAGGAGUGCAGCUGUGGGCAGUCUGGGCCAUUCAUCUGGUCUGCAGUCAAAACACUUCACAUUACAGCAGCAUGCUGGAGAGGGAGGGCAUGACUGAACUUCUGAAGGCUCUGGCUGCACAUCCCGACACACACGGCGACAUUAAAGGACUGUCAGACAGCAUCCUGCGUAUGGUGGAGCAACACGGGGGUCACACGGGGCCUCGAAACUCUUGACGAAAGAGCAAAGAAUUUAUUGAUUUGCUAUCUUUUUGCUGCGCUUCAAAUGUAGGUUCGAGGUUGCAGAUAUUAAAAGCACAGACAGCUCAUGUCGGUCCUCAUGGAAUUCAAUUUUAAUAGAAUAGAUGAUGUGCUGUAUAUUGCAUGUAAAGGAUACAUUAUUUAUGGCAUUAAACUGCUGAAUUUGUUUGUCUUGAAGCUAAGAUUUUAGCCACUCUGAGGAGUUGUUAAAGUUGAAAAUGUCAACCUUAAUAAAAGUGUAUAAAAUAAAAUGAAGUUUGAGAGCAGA
This is a messenger RNA of Acanthopagrus latus (yellowfin seabream), 2680 nucleotides long. Its product is annotated as protein zyg-11 homolog. The transcript has 14 exons. The record is from RefSeq and is a predicted model, not a curated record. Gene Ontology annotation, cellular component: Cul2-RING ubiquitin ligase complex. NCBI's taxonomy places the organism in Eukaryota, Metazoa, Chordata, Actinopteri, Spariformes, Sparidae. The coding region runs from base 163 to 2388 and encodes 741 amino acids.